Cryptomeria japonica (Japanese cedar) is the source of this 1230-nucleotide messenger RNA. RefSeq lists its product as uncharacterized. Gene Ontology annotation, molecular function: protein dimerization activity. Bases 72 to 998 code for a protein of 308 amino acids. Lineage: Eukaryota; Viridiplantae; Streptophyta; Pinopsida; Cupressales; Cupressaceae. The transcript has 2 exons. The record is from RefSeq and is a predicted model, not a curated record.
CUUGAUAAAUUGAGAGUUCAUUAUAUAUUUCUACUUAUAUUGGGCAUCAUCCUAGUUGAAUUCUUACGAAGAUGGCAAGCAACUCUAUUCGUUAUGAUGAGCCAUCCAAUUUAAAGCAGAAGGCAGCAGCAGUGGGUCAUGUGACCACAGAGAUGGGAGAUUUAGUUGGUGGAGAGAGUCUUUGGAAUGGAGAGUAUGUUACUCAUGGGGGGCUUCUACCUCAACAAUAUGAUAUUUCUCCUACAAUUGAGGAGAUGUACAGUUACAGUCAAUCCAUGAGGAUUCCACACUUAUCAAGCUCCUCUCAGGAUACAUUCAAAGUUAACAGUGCAUUCACAAGGUACAAGAAGGAGCGUGGUACUGGAUUCCAACUGAGCCGGAAAUCUUCAAUGAAACAGAAAUCAAUCAAGAGAUGCUUCGAUUUUUUGAGGAGAAUACAUGAAAAUCGGAGAGAGAAUUCAAGGUGGGAAGUGCAUGUGGAGGAGUCAUAUACGUCCACACAUAGGAUUGCUGAGCGCAACAGGAGAAUCAAACUCGGUGAGCAGUUUUUGGCUUUGCGGUCUCUUCUUGCAGAUAAUUACAAGAAGGGUGAUAAACAUUCCAUCUUGUCAAAUGCUGUAGUUGAGCUGAAUCAGCAGAAGCUUCGAAUCACAGAGCUUGAAAAACACAACAAAACCCUAAUGGACGAAGUUACCCAACAGAUAUGUGAAGGUUACAGUAGUUUAUCACGUGGCAAUGUAGAAGAUUUAGGGAAGCAUCCAUUAAUGUCUUCCAUUUGUGAAGAAGCUGUUGUAGUGAUUGAGGGUAGUGAAAUAGCAGAUGAAGUAAUCAUGAAUGUAACUCUGAAAAAUAUAGGUCCCAAUUAUAAGUAUAUGGAUGCCAUUGUUACCCUGGUCAAGUGCCUUAAAGAAAUGGAAGUGGGGAUUGGAAGAAUCCAAUGCCGGGAGUUAGACUCAAGAAACCCAGUAAUCCAAGUGGCAAUCCAGAGGCAAACAUAAACUGUUCUUGUGCGAGUACAAAUACAGGGCUUGGAUUUUACACUGAAACGGAACUAUUUGUUGUAUGAUGACAAAGAGAGAAGGAUAGGAGCUGUUCCAAAGGAAAUAGUUGGAGGAAGUCAUGAAACGUGCUCUCACUGCAGCCUAGGCGCCCAGUCUAAGGAGGAGUUUUAUUUGUAAUCAUGAAUUUUAUUCACAUUUUGGUAUAGUUAAAUUUCCCCCAUUGGCAUCA